Messenger RNA from Prorocentrum cordatum, 2010 nucleotides. Lineage: Eukaryota; Dinophyceae; Prorocentrales; Prorocentraceae. The record is from the annotation of a GenBank genome assembly.
AUGGCAUCACAUGUGUUGCACUCGCUCAUAGACUACGCGUGCUUAGCGAAGCUUUCGAUCUUCGUGCUGUACGUUGAUCUCACGAAAGCGUUUGAUCGAGUUGUUCGGCAGCUCAUGUACGGUUGGGGUGACAUGCCUUCCUCUUCCCACCGGUCCCAUCUCCUCUCGCUCGGCGUGUCUGAGCCUGCUGCAGAUUGGAUGCUCGAGUACCUCUCGUCGCACGGCCAUCUUCUCCAGCAGUGGGGAGUGGACGAGACUGUACAGUUGGAUCAGAACAUCGAUGUCUUGCUGGAAGUGCUGUUUUCUACAUUUGAGAACUUGCACUUGCAGUUAAACGCCUCUCCUGGGAAGACCGAGGCUCUUCUAGAGUACCGCGGCCCGAAGGCCACCGCCCGGCGCGAAGCUCGCCGAGAUGCAACUGGCCAGUUGAGCGUGAAGGCCUGGGCGCAUCUCAUGCAUGACGAGGGCUCAUGGAAGGUGCUCGUGGACCGCAUCUUCUUCUGCGAUUCGGUGUGCGAUGCGACGGUCGCAAAGCUUGACGAGGUAGAUCGCGAACAGCGCAGGUCAAUCGUUGGCAGGUGGCGGCGAGAUGGGCUUCUCACCUUCGACGCGUUCGUGGGCAUCUUGGGGGGCAUUGUCAGCGGCUUCAGCGUGCUCAUGUCACGACACGUUUGCUGUAAGUGCGACGCGGUGAACAAGUGGCUCUUAGACAGUGAGGACGAGCACCCGAUGCUUGACGAGCUGGCGAAGUCCAGAGGCACGGCCGUUCAGCAUGGCACGAUACAUCGCCCCGUUGUCACCGACGAGUGCUUCGAGCUCAGAGGUCACGACAUGCUGGUAUUUGGCGAGGUAUCCAGUUCUUCGCUAACGAGCAAGGCGGAUUUCGAUUGCGUCUUGGGCAACGCCUGGGCAGAUCACUUCGGGAAGCUGGUUGCCGACGACAUUGGUUACGCUGAGGGCUGUUGCGAUCUCUUCAAGCAGGGGCAUGGCUUGGGAGCGGAUUUCUCGUCCCAGACACUGGAUGCCCGCCUGGCCCUUCUGGGGGCGGGCCUGGUCAGGCCGAGGAGGAGGACCAGGACCGACAGGGCCCGCCUGCGCGCCGCCGAGGGCGCGCUGGGCUCGCUGCCGCGGAGCACGAGCGGCCGCCUCUGCAGCGGCGACCCCCUGGCGCCCGAGGAGCUGGACGAGCUCGGUGGGCUGGCGCCCGAGGAGUGGCAGCGCCCAUACGCGCGGGCGGGGCGCAAGGGUGGGCUUCUGUCGGAGGAGCUGCUAGAGCUGGUGCGGCAGCCGAGGCUGGCCGAGGCGGGGGAGUAUCAGGCACCCCUGAAGCUCGUGGACACUGGCAGGAAGAACCCGGUGGAGGUGGCGAUCACGCCGCCGUCCGUGCUCCUGCACGUCUACAAUCUUAGCUCCAGCGUCGUGGCGGCGAACUCCCUACUCACGCUCUCUGUGGACGGCGGCGUGUUCCACGUCGGACUCGAGGUCUACGGCAGCGAGUUCGCCUACGGCGUCUGCGGCGUCUCGCACCUCCUGCCGCGCGCGGAGGAGGGCCACGUGUACCAGUGCAGCCUCCACCUCGGCGAGACGGCGCUGACCCGCGCCCAGUUCGCGGGCCUCCUCGGCGACGUGUGCCAGAGAUGGAGCGGGGCCGACUACGACGUGCUGGGGUGCAACUGCUGCUGCUUCUGCAGCCACAUGCUUGAGCGCCUCGGCGUCGGGCCGAUGCCGCUCUGGGUGGACCGCAUCUCCCGGCUCCUCCUGAGCGGGAGGGAGGCGGGCCGCGAGGCGGUGCUGGCCAGCAUCCAGGGCCUCCUGCAGGGCGGGGCCCUGGUGCGGCACGGGCUGGAGGCGCUCGCCGAGUCCGCCCAGCUGGCGCUCGACGGUCUCGACGGGGCCCUGGCGUUGAGCCUCGGCCUCGAGCCCGAGGCCCUGGCCUGCGACGCGGGCGGCCGCCGCCGCGGGGUGCAGGUGGCAUCGCCGCUGCCCGUCACUCGGCUCGGCGGCGCUUGA